This is a messenger RNA of Dermacentor silvarum, 1129 nucleotides long. RefSeq names its product cuticle protein 63-like. Bases 100 to 996 code for a protein of 298 amino acids. The record is from RefSeq and is a predicted model, not a curated record. Lineage: Eukaryota; Metazoa; Arthropoda; Arachnida; Ixodida; Ixodidae. The transcript is spliced from 4 exons.
GCGCAGGGGGCAGCGAAAGGCCCCCCGGGGGACCGGGGCGUAUAUAAGCGCCCGGCCAAGCCACCGGAGAAGACAGACUCAACCGUAGCCACAACAAUCAUGCUGAAGCUCGCAAUCUUCCUCGGCCUCGUCGCCACCUGCUUCGGUGGAUACGUCGGCGGCGGCCUCGGCUACGGCCUCGGCCACUACGGCCACGGCUACGGCCUCGGCCACUACGGUCUCGGCUACGGCCUCGGACACUAUGGCCUCGGCUAUGGUGCCGGUUACCACGGUCUCGGUCACUAUGGUCUCGGUUACGGCGGUUACGGCGGUUACGGCUACACCGGCCUCGGCCACGUCUUCGGUGGUGCCAUCGCCGCCGCUCCGGCCGCCGUCGUCCACCACGCUCCUGCCGUCGCCGUCGCCCGGCCGGUCGCCUACGCUCGUCCUGUAUUCCACGCCGCUCCCGUGGUUCACGCCGCUCCCGUAGUGCACGCCGCUCCUGUGGCAGUCGCCCGCCCCGUCGUUCACGCAGUCGCCGCUCCAGUCGCCGUCGCCCGCACCGUCGUUCACGCCGCUCCCGUGGCCGUCGCCGCUCCCGCUGUUGCCGUCCACCACGCUCCCGCGGUCGUUGCUGCCCCGGCCGUCGCCGCCGUCGCCGCUGCUCCCGCUUUCGCCGUUGGAGGCUACGGACUCGGCUACGGCUACGGUGGUCUCGGCUACGGACACGGCCUCAGCUACGGUCUGGGAUACCACGGCCACGGCUACGGCCUCGGCUACGGCUAUGGUGGCCUCGGCUAUGGUGGCCUCGGCUACGGUGGCCUCGGCUACGGUGGUCUCGGCUACGGUGGUCUCGGCUAUGGUGGUCUCGGCUAUGGUGGCCUCGGCUACGGACACGGCCUCAGCUACGGUCUCGGAUACCACGGCCACGGCCACGGUCUCGGCUACGGCUAUGGGCUCGGUGGAUUCAACUACGGCCUCGGAGGACACGCCUACGCCGUCUACAAGAAGAAGUAAACGACUGGAAUGAAACAACACCGCGGCACUCUAUCACCGGGCUCCCGGAUGUUUCGAAUACUUCGGUAGUUCCAUCAGCACCGGCGUCCGCGGUCACGCUAGAACAUCUCCCAAGUCUUGAGGCGUCGCAAGC